AUGACAAAAAUUCGGAUUAGCACUCUUAAGGAGUGCUUUGAGUUCCUGGAGUGGUUGAACGGCCGUCAAGGUCAAAAGAACAAUGUUGGCGCCACGUUUGUGCAGCGGUUGACGCCUUAUUUCCAGCAAAUGUCGAAACAUAAAGGCGCAUUGCAGUUUCAAUAUAAUACGUUCCUAAGCAAUGUCUCCACGCUACGUACUAAAUUGUUAUCUAGAGAUGUUGCGAGACUAGGUAAUUAUAACGUUAACACGGGAGAUAAAAAUCAUAUUCUCGAUGCACUUUUAGAAUGCAUUCCUAAGUUCCUCGCUGCAUUAUAUUACUUGCAGUACCACGUGGAUGAUACGUAUACAGAUGUUGGCGGCGGGGAUUGGGCUUCAGAGUCCACUAAUUCUGGUGAUUUUCGGAAGUUUUUGACAUCCGGUAAUAACAUUCUUCCUUGCGGAUUCAGCCCCGUGGAGCUUAGUAGUGUGAAAGGGAGCGCUUUAGUUUUUGAUCUAAAAAAAAUUUUGCAUAAAGAAGUCAAUAGAAGUGGCAAAGCAGUGCAUGAUCAUUUUCGAAAUGUUGUAUUGACGACUUUGGGAAAACCGUGGAAUAACUUCAACACUGGGAACGCUGUCCUUCUGGUUUACGCAUUUUGCCAGUUGGUGAUGCAGGAAAGCCGUUAUGAUGGAGGUGCAUUCAAAACAGCAUUGGAGACAGGCCUAAUAGAACACAAAAUAUGUUGGAAAGAUCUAAAGGACCAUUGUCAAAUCCUACAUGGGCACAUUGAUACACUGACAGCCGCGGGGUUUUCCGUUACCGGUAGAGGAAUUAAGCCUACAAGAAAAGAAGAUUUUGCAAAAGUGGCCGCCAAGUGGUUCAGAGACAACUUGCCGACAGCUGCAAGCGUAUUGAGUGAAAUGAUCCCUCACAGUGUUGACAUAUCUACACUUCGAUCAUACGCCAAGGAUAAACUCUAUCCCAAUGGAUUCAUUUUUGACGGGAGCAAUCAUAGCGUGUGGCCCAGUCUUACUCAGCUAAAUAAAUGGGAUCCUAUAUUUCAAAAGUUCGGCCAGCUAGAUGAAAUGCUGGGAAGGCUUAAAGAUAUAUUGGAAGGUAAGAAUAUAGUUGCAUGUAAACCCAUUGCCACUAAAACCGAGGCGGCGAAGCCUACUGCCACUAAAACCGAAGCCACCAAAACUGAGGCUGCCAAGCCCGUUGUGACCAAAGCCGAGGCGGCGAAGCCGACUGCCACUAAAACGGAGGCAACUAAACCGACUGCCGGUAAAACUGAAGCGACGAAAACUGAGUCUACAAAGCCUGUGGUCACCAAAGCCGAGGUGACGAAAACCGACAGCCCGCAGCCUGAAGCUCAAAAUGUAGAAAAUACACAGAGCCAGGCCAAGAAAGCGGAGGGAGCACAGAACCAGGGCAAGAAAUCCGAGGGAGCGCAGAACCAGGGCAAGAAGGCGGAGGGGGGGCAAAGUCAAAAGGGCCAGAGUGGAGAUAGGUCUUCAAGUUUACAAGCACCAAAUCCUGUUGCAGCUCCGGCGUCUGACGCCAAAGGUUAUAAAGGAGACGCAGGCUCGGCAGGGGCUAAAGGUCAAAUGCCAACGGAGCUGUCGCAGUCUCAAGAUACGUCACAUAAGCAAGUUGCUCAGCAGCAACAGAUUCAACAAACUCAAUCUCCAGCCUCUCCCCCUAGUGCUCCCGCAGCCCCUAGCCCCGCUGGUCCGACAAGUGACGGGGGUACAAUUCCAAAGGGCAGUGAUUCUCCGGGUAAACAUCCUGUUUCUUCUACAGGUGUUGUAUAUUCUGCGGCACCAGGUGUUCCACCUCCCGACCCUCUCCCCAGUGCUGCUGGAGCCCCCGGUUCGCCGGGUGCCUCAGGUAUGACUUCAAAUAACGGUGAUUCUCCAGCUUCACAAUUUGUUACUACUACAACCGCUGUAAUCACUCAGCCCCCAAGUAUUUCCAACCCAGGGACUCCGUCACAUGGUGCCUCUGGUUCCAGUGGUGGUACGGGGCAAGUUGGGCAGGCGGGUGCUUCUGGCUCUGGUCAACCAAGGGGUCAAGAGGUACAGACCGGUAAAAGCGCCACACCUACGAAGUCCACUGGCCCGGGUGCUGGUACAGUUAGAGGUGGAUCUGGAGGGGGUGCGGGGGCAGGUGAUACAAGGAUGGUGGAUCCAGAACUCGAAGAGCGAUUAAAGGUUUACGAAAAAUUAUUGAAAGAAAAAAAAGACCGAGAUGACAAAAAUAUGCAAACCAUACUAAAUAAAUUUAAUGAAAAUUUAGAACAGAUUGAACAACAGAAAAUGCAACAACAGAUGCAAAACGAUCUACAAAGACAGUUGCUUGCAAAUAUAUCUUCUGCCAAUAUCCGUCUUAACGAAAACAUCGCUGGUUCUACUGGAGGUCGUACUCUUAAUUGGCACCACCCAUACGAUCCGAAAAACCUGACACGGCGCCUUCAAGCUGUUAAUAGAUUGCAAUCUCAUGCUCUCGAUGGUAGAGAGGUUUGGAAUAAAUCGCCGAGUGAUUUAUAUAUGGAAAAACGACAUGAGGAAUGGGAACGUCAAUGUGAAGAGGAACAACGAAAAAAAGACCAAACGUAUAACGAUACAAUAUUGCAUCUGAAAAAUAGGCAAGACGUCGAUAAGGAACGUAUACAACUAUCACAAAAGCAACACGAACAGACUGUACUAGAUUCCCUCCAAUCCAUGCAACAGAUAGAGCAUGAGAAUGCUAAAAUUACGUCAGUUGCAACAGGUUUAGACGGUGAAACCGCCGAUACUUUUGACGUCAAGGAAGUGUCAGAUGCUGACAAUGAAGUCGUUUUCGACGGUCAACGGGCCGUGGAGAUUGAGGGCCAAGAAGUGCAUGAUGCUGAAGAGUUUUUAAAACAACAAAAACAAGAUGCGGAGCAGAUACGGUCAGAAGCGCAACUAGUAGCGUCAUUGUAUGAUCGUCAGCAAAAAACGUUGCUCAAUGGUAAUGAAGUUUUGGAGCCCUUUAACGUCGAAGAGGAACUUUUUCAACCAGUAGCACAAAGCGAUAUGGAUCUGUACAAACCCAACGGCGACAUUUCUACAGCAAUUUCUAAUAUUCCAGACGUCGGUAUGACGGGACAUGCCAUUACAUCUCCACCCGAAGUUGACGUGAAAAUACAGUCUGUUCCCGUGAAGCCGGAGUAUAUGCCAGACCCCAUUCUCCCCGAUUUUGACAUAUCCAUCGAUAUACCCGCACUUCUUGUGCCAGAAUCUCUUGAAGAUUAUGAUUACGGGCCUUCCUAUAGGUUGCCUACGGCCAUAGGGAGGGAUAAACAAGAUGCGAACACAUUUGACCCGCCCCGAUUGGCGUCGGAGCGUGGCAUUCCACUCUUCGCUAAUCCAUACGUCUGCCGUGAUCCCUGGUCCGUUACCCCCUACUCCCCUGACACACCCCCUCCACCUACCUCCCCUCCCCCAACCUCAGACCAUCUGCCCCCGCCGAAAACCGUCCGGGAAAUGCUGUUCUGGUUCGUCGGAUUGAAUCAAUCAGGGUAUAUUUGGAUGAUCACGGAGCAUGUGAAAGACCUUUUGAUGAGUAAUAACACAGAUGCCCUGGAUGUCAUCCGGGAACCAUUCACUCUAGACGCUUCCCAUGUCGCCGCCAAACUGACUGAGACGUGUCUCUACUCGGCAAACGUACUUUACAGAAUUAAGUAUCGCGAUGAUUGCGCAGCCUAUAAAGAGUUUAAGUUGGAAUCAGUUUACAGUCAGCUUCGCUAUUCCCCCGACCCCGCCUGUCUCCUCUGCCAGCUGCGUGACUACGUCUACGCCUGCCACUACCAGUUGCAGUUCCUCAAGUCGCAGUGUAAGAGGGACAAACUAAGUGGUGGAUGGCAGGAUUAUAAAUAUGGCAGUGACAUCACUUCUUCCAAGUCCCCCCUCCAGUCCUUCCUGACUGACGGCUGGGACUCCACCUUCAAGACUCACCCCUUCGACCCGUGCAACCUGUGCCACAAGAGCAGGAUAAGGAUGGGAUUCAGAGACAAAGACUUGCCUAAGUCAUCGCAACAAGGCAAUGUCAUUUCCUCCAUCCUCACCCCCAGCUGCGGCGGUAGUGAUCCCCUGCUGACAUUGGCGUCCUACCUCAACGGCCUGACCAGGCGGACGCCGCGCACCACCGGGGAGCUUGUGUCGUUCUUCCACCAUUUCGGUAUCGAGUUGCACGAUUAUGGUCAAAAGGACCUGUCUCCGCUGGGCAAAUCCCUCUCCACUCCACACCCCGACUGCCCUGACUGGGACCAUCUUGGUCGCCACGACCUCCAAGCUGUCAGUGGCAUCCGAGGGUCCGAGAUUCUCACCACCAUCCACAACUCCAAACAUGACCAUGCCGACACUCUGUCCACACUGGUUGGCUGCAGCAGUGACGCUACCAUCUGCCAUCCACAUUGCUCGCCCAUCACGUACCGGGCCUACGCCCUGUACUCUCAUACCUUCGCCCACACCUACCUCAGCUGGACGGUGUACCUGCCGGACAGGCUGUGGGAGUCACUUGAAAAACUGUACUAUGAACUCAAGAAGCAUGAUUACGCCAAGUGUUCAUCCCUCUACCUGUGUUCCACUGCGCCGCCCCUCCUCUAUUUACACGGGUUCACGCCGCCGGAGGUGGGAUCGCAGCCUAAACUCACGUGUUCAGAUGUCAUCGCCAAGCUGCAGGAAAUUGUCAACGGUGGCCCUAUCGCAUCACUCAUGACCGCCAUGGACAAUUUCCUCUACGGCAUCCGGGAGCCGUUCAUCUUCACUAUCGUAGCACUCUGGUCUCUCGCAUUCCUCAUCUUCGCCAACACGAUGCUGUACCGCCUGGACGUACUCCACAUCCGAUCACACCUUAUUCGCACCAAGGCUUCUCACCUCAUCGAUGUCAAGGCCUUACUCACUAAAGGCCGGAAGAUGCUCUCACUCUACAAAGACGUCGACUACUUCGACGAGGACCCUAUUGGUCAGCUUGUUAUUUAA
Babesia bigemina is the source of this 4986-nucleotide messenger RNA. RefSeq lists its product as hypothetical. Bases 1 to 4986 code for a protein of 1661 amino acids. The record is from RefSeq and is a predicted model, not a curated record. The transcript has a single exon. NCBI's taxonomy places the organism in Eukaryota, Apicomplexa, Aconoidasida, Piroplasmida, Babesiidae.